ACGGGGGGACCAGUUAUCUUAUGACAGGCUAGGCGCGGCAGGCCUAUAGCAAAAAAAAGAGUGGAAAAAAUAUAAUCAUGUCUGAAGCAGAAGGAGACGCAGAAGUUGAGAUUGAGGUGGAAAUGGAUGCGGAGACAGCGGCAGAAUCUGACCCUCUCGUCAUGGAGUCCAUUUCAACUCAAGCAGAGACUGCUCCAGUGAAAGAUGAGCCUGUAGUGUUGCCUGACCUUGAGGAGGGGCUGGAGAGCAAGGCAAAGGAGGCGGUGGUGAGGGAGAAGCCACCAUUGGAAGAGUUUGUAGAGCCUGAGGUCACCGUCAUCACAAGUGACAAGGACAAGGACAAGGACAAGCCGAAAGCUGACAAGUCACUCAAUGUCUUUAAGUUGUUUCGCUAUGCUACUGGACUAGACUUCCUCUUAAUGACAGUGGGGGCAGUGUCGGCCAUCAUCCACGGGUCAUCCCUCCCUCUCCUCAUGUUCGUGUUUGGAGAGCUCACCAACACCUUCAUCAACCAGGCCAUAUCACGCAACAUCACCACCAGUUUCAACAAUGGUUCCUAUAACUGCUCAGCCAGCCUCAAUCCACUGUUCUUUAUCAACGAUACGAUCACUGACUUUCUUGGUGAUACAUGUCGUAACAUCUCCCAGCUCACCCCCUCCUCCACGUACUCUGACCUCUUGAUCAACUGUGGUCAACAGAGCCCGUGUGUCGGAAAUGAUGAAUUUAUUGCUACAAUCAAUAAUCAAGUGUUUGCGUUUAUUGGCAUAGCUGUGGGAGUGUUCAUCUUCGCCAAUCUCCAGAUAUCGUUCUUCCAGUUGGCAUGUGAGAGACAGGUGCAGAAGAUACGCCAUCUUUAUUAUCAGGCCAUACUGCGACAGGAGAUUGGCUGGUUUGAUGCUCAUUCAAGCGGGGAACUAGCUACAAGACUAACAGAUGAUGUUGGCAAGAUCCAUGCUGGUAUAGGGGACAAGGUGGCCUUGCUGCUACAAUGGCUGGCUACAUUUGUUGGAGGGUUUGUCAUUGGCUUUGUGAGAGACUGGAGACUCACAUUAGUACUGCUGGGCUUCACUCCCUUCUUGGCCAUCGGUGGCUUCAUCAUGACUAAGGUGAUUGGUCAGUUUGCUAACGAGGAACAGAAAGAGUACGCCUCAGCUGGGGGUGUGGCUGAGGAGGUGUUGGGGGCCAUACGAACUGUGGUGUCAUUCGGAGGAGAGUUCAAAGAAGGUGAUCGCUAUGAUGACAAGCUCAAGCAGGCGCGUAGACUGGGACUCAAGAAAGGACUGUCAGUUGGAGUCAGUUUUGGAUCUGUAUUCUUCCUAUUCUUUGUCGUAGAGUCAGCAGCUUUCUGGUUUGGUGGCUAUCUGAUCUCAGUACAGCUGACCCAGGGUGGAGAUGUCGUGGGCGUGUUCUUUGCUGUGUUGAUAGGAGCCUUUGCACUGGGUCAGGCAGGGCCCUAUAUGGAGAAACUAGUGACAGCUGCCGGUGCUGCCACCACCAUCUUCAACACCAUAGACAGAGAGUCAGAGAUCAACCCAUCCUCAGACAGUGGUCUCAUACCAGACAGUUUUGAUAGUACCAUCGAGUUGAAGGAUGUUGCCUUCUCCUAUCCUAUCAGACCUGAGUUAGAGGUGAUGAGUGGGUUUAGCAUGAAGGUGGACGUGGGCAAGACCUUUGCUCUGGUUGGUGCUAGUGGGUGUGGCAAGAGCACCGUCGUACAACUCAUUCAGAGGUUCUAUGAUGUCAGCCAUGGUCAGGUGUUGGUGGGAGGAGUGGAUGUUCGGGGGCUCAACAUCAAGUGGUUGCGUAACAACAUCGGUGUAGUCUCUCAAGAGCCUGUCCUCUUCGACACUACCAUUGCCGACAAUAUCCGCUAUGGCCGUGACGACGCUACGAUUGAGGAUAUAAAAAACGCAGCAAAGAAUGCCAACGUCCACGAGUUCAUCAACAGCCUUCCUAACGGCUACGACACUUUAGCCGGAGAAAGAGGAACACAACUGAGUGGUGGUCAAAAGCAACGUAUUGCGAUUGCCCGUGCACUGGUGCGUGACCCUAAAAUCCUCCUACUAGACGAAGCCACCUCAGCACUGGACACAGAGAGUGAGAGCAUUGUACAGAAGGCUCUAGACAAGGCACGGGAGGGAAGGACCACUAUUGUGAUCGCUCACAGGCUAUCCACUAUUCAGAGUGCUGAUGUGAUCAUAUCUGUGGAGGCAGGGAGAGUGGUGGAGAUGGGCACUCACUCUGAGCUCAUGGAUAAGGAGGGACUCUACUAUGAUCUAGUCACUGCUCAGUCGUAUACAUCUGAUGAACAGUUUGCACUCGGGGAAGAGGGAGAAGAGGUCAUUAGUCCGGCUCGUUCCUCUGCCCGACAAUCCUCUCGUCGUCGUAAGAGGUCAGGGUCCGUGGGUUCAGUGGGGGAGAAGCCUGCGCUGGGUCGUCAGGAAAGUGCAACACAGAAACAGAUCUCAGUGGCAAAUGUGGAAGAGGGAAAACUCAAGAGACUCACAUCCAAGGUCCAGCAGGAGGAGUGGGACAAGGAGAUACCGGAGGUGUCCUUGCGACGUGUGCUGGCACUGAAUGCAAAGGAAUGGUGGAUCAUCAUCAUCGGGUUGCUAGGGGCCUGCGUCAACGGGUCUAUAUGGCCUCUCUUUGGAAUCCUGUUUGGAGAAGUGCUGAGUGUGUUCCAAGCUCCCCCAAACAUGGUGCUGGAGCGUACCCACCUCUGGGGGGGUCUGUUCCUAGUAUUGGGUGUGGUCUCAGGGAUAGGAAUAUUCUUCAAGACGGUGUGCUUCAGUGUGUCUGGGGAGAACCUCACCUCACGUCUCCGCUCACGCUCAUUCAAGGCCAUGCUACGUCAGGACAUCACAUGGUUUGAUGAUGAGAGGAACUCAAGUGGAGCACUGGUCACACGCCUGGCCAAUGAUGCCUCACAAGUUCAGGGGGCUACUGGAGAGCGUCUGGGGACACUGGUGGAGUCAUUUUUUGGGAUGUUACUUGCUCUCCUUAUCUCAUUCAUCUACAACUGGGUGCUCUCUCUGGUGAUACUGGGAGUGGUCCCGAUAGUCAUGAUUGCAGGAUCACUGGAAGUUCGUGCUAUCACCGGUCAGGCUGGACAGAACAAGAGAGACCUUGAGUCAGCUGGCAAGGUGGCUGUGGACUCUCUUGAGAACAUACGCACUGUAGCUUCUCUAGGGAUUGAGGGCAACUUUAGCAAGCAAUAUGAAUACCAUCUCAGUGGUCCCUACAAGAAAGCCAAACUGAAUGCGUUUGUGUACGGACUCACAUAUGCUAUCUCCCAGUGUGUCAUCUUCCUAAUGUAUGCUGUGGUCUUCCGGUUCGGGGCCUUCCAAGUUACCCUCCCCACGGACAAUGUGGCCUACUUUACGUUUGACAAUGUCUUUGUUGCCUUCUCUGCUCUAAUAUUUGGUGCAGCUGGGGCUGGACAAGCGGCAGCCUUCGCCCCUAACUACGCCAAGGCUAAACUAUCAGCCAAUCGGAUCUUCUUCCUCCUAGACAGGGUCCCGGAGAUAGACGGAUACUCGGAGGAGGGGGAGAAACCUCAGCAGAAUAUAACAGGGUCUGUGUCAGUGAACAGUGUCCACUUCAACUACCCCUCUCGUCCUGAUGUUAAAGUGCUGCAAGGACUAGAGCUAGAGGUCAAACCAGGUCACACGCUGGCUCUGGUCGGGCCUAGUGGGUGUGGCAAGAGCACAGUCGUAUCACUACUGGAGAGGUUCUAUGAUCCUCAAUCUGGGUCACUCUCAUUGGACGGAAAGGAUAUCCGAGAUCUAAAUAUCCGUUGGUUGCGUAGCCAGAUUGGAUUUGUGUCUCAAGAGCCUAUACUAAUGGAUUCCAGUAUUGCCGAUAAUAUCCGGUACGGGGCCAACUUCAGAGAAGUGUCGGGUGAGGAGGUUAUUGAAGCUGCCAAGGCUGCCAAUAUUCACACCUUUGUGGAGACUCUUCCUCAGGGCUACAACACCAACGUGGGAGCUAAAGGAACACAACUGAGUGGUGGUCAGAAGCAACGUAUUGCGAUUGCCCGUGCACUGGUGCGUGACCCUAAGAUCCUCCUACUAGACGAAGCCACCUCGGCACUGGACACAGAGAGUGAGAAGAUUGUCCAGGAUGCUCUGGAUCGGGCCAGGGAAGGUCGCACCUCCAUCGUGAUAGCUCACCGUCUCUCCACCAUCUAUAAUGCUGACUGCAUCAUUGUCAUUAGUGGAGGGAGGGCAGUGGAGGCAGGCACACACUCAGAGCUCAUGGACAAGAAGGGAAUCUAUUAUCGUCUCAAUCGCUAUCAGAUGGUCGAGAAAAAACUCGAAAAAUAAGUUCUGUCAUGAACAAUAUAAAUUAUAGUCAAAGAUUGAACAUGAACUGAUCUAGAUGUUUAUAUGAAACUAUCGUCUAGCUGUAGAUACAGUUGUGUUAGUUGCAUUAGAUACAGUUGUGUUAGUUGCAUUGUGUUAGUUGCAUUAGAUAUAGUUGUGUUAGUUGCAUUAGGUUGUAUUUAUAAUGUGUUACAUGUACUGUCAAA
This is a messenger RNA of Halichondria panicea, 4534 nucleotides long. Its product is annotated as ATP-dependent translocase ABCB1-like. Bases 78 to 4328 code for a protein of 1416 amino acids. NCBI's taxonomy places the organism in Eukaryota, Metazoa, Porifera, Demospongiae, Suberitida, Halichondriidae. The transcript has 19 exons. Gene Ontology annotation, biological process: transmembrane transport. The record is from RefSeq and is a predicted model, not a curated record. Gene Ontology annotation, molecular function: ATP binding; ABC-type oligopeptide transporter activity; ATP hydrolysis activity. Gene Ontology annotation, cellular component: plasma membrane.